AUGCAAAAUAAUAAUAUAAGCAGUUUUAAAAAUAUAAAUUAUAGUAAAUCAAUAAUCACUACAUCUACCACUACCACUACCACUACCACUACAGCACCUACAACACCAAACAAAAACACAUUAACAUUAAAUAAAUUUAAAAGAGAUUACAAUAUUAUCACAACACCACAUAAAGAAUUUAAACUAUUAGCAAAACAAAUAAAUGUAUCAACAGAAGGACUAAAAUUAGAUUUAUAUAAGAGAAUAGAAAAUUAUUUAAAGAUACAAAGAAAUAUAAAAAAUGAAGAUAGAAUCAAUAGUAGCAUAAACUCAUUUAAUAAAUAUCCACCUAAAUUAGAAAUUAAUAAAACAACAGAUUCAUUAGAGCUAUUGUUUUGGGGUGUUUUUAGGAGUAAAUCUAUUUUCAAAACAAUUUUUUCAAACUUUAAGUACAACCAGCUUUUCGGAUAUCAAGAUUUAUUUGGUGUUCAAAGAGUCAUUAAUAGAUAUACCAAUUAUGAAGCAAUCAUCAUUGAUAAACUAAAGAGUGGAGGCUAUUUAAUUACUGGCUAUAUCGAUAUAAUAGCAAUAUUUGAAACCAUUAGAGAAGAUACAGCAGAGAAUAGAGAAUUAUACAGAUUACUGUUUAUAGACUAUCCAACCAAAUCUUUUGCGAAACCUCAGUUUAAUGAUUCGGCAACUUGGUUACCAGUAAUAAUUCAAAAAUACAAUAUAGUAGCAUUCAACCAAUAUGUCGGUUUAUUUAAUAUAAAUAAAGAAACUGUUAGACAACUUUUUAAUAAUAUUAAACCAUACAACCACCAAAGCCCCAAUAAAUUCAAUAGCAGCAAUUUAAAUGAUAAAUGUUACAGAAACUAUAGAAGCUACUAUUUUCAUAUCCGAGUACUUAAACACUAUGACCCCGACAACAAUACAAGGAAAAAGUACCAAUUUAAUUCGCUAAAAGGCUUGGAAAUGUACAACCACUUAAAAAAAAACCAAUAUAUACCAAACACAACCAAAUUAUUGCUUUUAAAUAUUUUCAGUAAUGUCAACCUGUAUGAUAAAGAAUUCAAACUAAAGGACCUAAUUUCAUAUUAUAACUCACUUUUAGAAUAUAAUAAAAACAAUACAAUUGUAAUAACACUUGACAGCAAAUAUAAUAGUAUGAUAGCAGAGCUGGCAUCAAUUCAAAACAUCCUUUAUAUAGAACACCUAAACUCAACAGUAGAAAGCAUAGUAGAAUCAGUAACACUAUCGAAUACAAUAAUCAAUAACAACUGUACACUAAAAAAUAUAAUGUAUAAAUAUUUUAAAAUAAUAUAUGCAAUUUAUAAAAAAUAUAAAAUAAUAAAUAAAUCAGAUUUAAAUGGAUACUACAAACCAUUACAAUACUAUUUAUUUUUCAAAGAAAUAAACAAUAAAAUACUUGACCAAUUUUCAAAUGAAAUGCUAAAAUCCUCUAUAGACCAAUACAUUGGAAUUACUCAUAUUCACAAAAAAGAAAAGAUCAAAGAAAUAGUAUCUACACUUAUUAAUGAAAAUAAAGUAUUUAUUGAUAAUGCCAGCAAAAAUAGGACACUUAAAAUCCUACACAGAAAUUACGAGUAUUUAGUCUAUUCUUUUUUAAAAACCAGCGAUACACAGCUAAUGGAUUUAUUAUUAAAAGAAGAAAGAACUCAACAGUUUCUCCACCCUCAUCGCUUCGUAGCCUCAAUUACAGAUCCCAGUAUCUUGGACCAUUAUUUCAACAGCUCCAUUCAUCAGAUUAUAUUCGCUGAAGGAAAUGAUUUAUGGCAGUUUGUCACCAACGAAAAAGUAAUGGACCAAUACGAAACCCUAAUGAAAGCAGCAAACAGAAAAUUCGAUAUUAUGGCACGUUUGCGAAUCGAAAUUUUAAACGAACACAAUAUUCCCAUAAGCAAUAUUUUAAAGUGGUAUGAAAGAGCCUUGUGUAAACCAGAGGUGUACCAAUGCAACCAUUCAAGUUUAAUUGAGGAAAUAAAGAAAAAUCGACUUUUUUUAUAUUGCGUCAAUGAAGGAAAUCAAGAUUCAGUUAUAUCAUUUCUUUCAAAAUAUUUAGAAUACUACCCUAUCAAAUCUUUUGACAUGGAUAUGCUAAAUCAGCAAAGUCACAAAAUAAUGAACUGGCUGCUACAGGAUUUCUCUUGUGAAAAAAACAUUUUUAUAAUCGAGAACAAUCAAAGCUAUGCGCUUAUGUCUGCCUCGACGAAGCCAAUUACCACUACAGGUAACACCUACUAUUUAAACCACAGAACAACAAUCAAAAACGCUGCUAAAUAUUUAUUUUGGGCAGGUCGCAUUGACAUGUCUUUUGAUGUAAUCAAAAUAGACCAACAACUAUCAACCCCGGCCAACUCAUUAAUAUACUAUAUUAAUUUUGAAAGGUGUUUACCAAGUAUUAUAGCAUUCAAGGUUAUUGACUCGAUUCUAGCGGACAACUCUAGCGAAAGUGAAAAGCAUGCAAAACUAAUAUUUGAAAAAAUCAUUUCAAAAUCAACCAAAAAUGGCGAAUUACAUUUAUUAAAAAGAAUAAUUUUAAAAAACAAAAAUAUAUUCAAGAUAAACAACCCCACCUUAUCGCCACCACCCAAAAACAUGUCUCUUUCACUAAAAGAUUUGAGAUGGUACAUCGACACAUCAUUAUCGAAGCAUCAUCAAGAAGUGACCCAUUUCCUAAUGAGUAACAUCAAUCUUUCAAACUCUGAUGUUAAAGAAUUUCAAGAAUUGGAAAUGGCCUAUUUUAACUCUGUAACAAAAAAAUAA
Messenger RNA from Dictyostelium purpureum, 2766 nucleotides. RefSeq lists its product as uncharacterized. Bases 1 to 2766 code for a protein of 921 amino acids. The record is from RefSeq and is a predicted model, not a curated record. Lineage: Eukaryota; Evosea; Eumycetozoa; Dictyosteliales; Dictyosteliaceae. The transcript has a single exon.